Drosophila serrata is the source of this 498-nucleotide messenger RNA. RefSeq lists its product as uncharacterized. The record is from RefSeq and is a predicted model, not a curated record. Lineage: Eukaryota; Metazoa; Arthropoda; Insecta; Diptera; Drosophilidae.
AUGCCCAAUGAGAUUUCCUCUCGAGCUGAAUUUACAAACUUUGUUUGCACAUCCAUGAAUAAGGACUUUGCCGACUUUGAUUAUUGUGUUCUGAAGGCUGUGAAUCGAACUUAUAAAUAUGUUUCCAUGAAGUUAACUCUCUAUGAAAAGCCCCUAAAAAGUCUGAGGGUGAACUUUGCGCUAUAUAAGAGGGCUAAUGGAUAUAAACCAUUUUUGUACAACCAAACUGUAGAUGGUUGUAAAUUUUUUAAAAAUCCAAAGUCUAAUAUUGUCACACAAUACUUUUUUGGUUUCAUUAAGGAGAUUACCAAUUUGAGUCAUCCGUGUCCCUACAAUGAAGAUUUUACUAUGGAAAAGCUCUCGCUUGAGAUGGUCAACUAUCGAAUAACGAAUUUGCUUCCCUUUCCGGAAGGUGAAUACAUGUUUCAGGCAAUUUGGACCGGCAACAAUAAAGGGUCCGUCGUUUUCAAACUUUACAUACAACUAACUAACUUUUAA